AGAUCAAAUUUGUAUGUUUUAUUAAGAGAAUCGUGUCUAUUUACAAGAAGCCCAACUCUAUAAGAUAUAACAAAAGCGGGUACUAGGGUUUAGCACUUUUCCAUACCGAGCUGAGCUUCCAAUUUGCUUCAAUGGGAACUAAGCGAAAAGCUUCUUCUUCAACCCCAAAGCCCCAACCUGUACCACAAAAACCUCAAUCUUCAUCCUCUGAAGAAGAACAAGAAGAAGAAGAGCAAGUCGAAUACGAAGAAGAAGAAGAAGUAGAAUACGAAGAAGUAGAAGAAGAAGAAGAAGAAGAAGAAGAAGAAGAAGAAGAAGAAGAAGAAACCGAACCGGAACCCGAACCCGAAUCCGAGUCGAUAAAGCAAGAAACCAUCCGUAAACUUCUUGAACCAUUCAGCAAAGAACAAAUAAUCAGUUUGUUCAAAACCGGGUCAUCAGACGACCCAUCAAUUCUUUCUCGGGUCAAAACCCUAGCUGAUUCUGACCCGACCCACCGAAAAAUCUUCGUACACGGACUCGGGUACGAUGCAACAUCGGAGCAACUCCUUUCCGCUUUCAAACCCUAUGGAGAAAUCGAAGAAUGUAAGUUAAUUACUGAUAAGGUAACCGGAAGAGCAAAAGGGUACGGAUUUGUGCUGUUCAAAUCUCGGGUCGGGUCAAAAAGGGCUUUAAAGGAACCCCAGAAGAGAAUUGGGAAUCGAAUGACGUCCUGCCAGCUGGCAGCUGUGGGGUCCAGUGGGGGGAAUCAAGAUUCUGGGUCCGGUGGCCGGAAAAUAUAUGUUGGGAAUGUUGGGGCUGAUCUGGAGAGUGAAAAGUUAAGAGCUUUUUUCGCAAAGUUUGGGGAGAUUGAAGAAGGGCCAUUAGGGAUUGAUGGUGUUAGUGGGAAGUUUAAAGGGUUUGCUAUAUUCGUGUAUAAGACGGUUGAGGGAGCGAAUAAGGCGUUGGAGGUACCACAGAAGUUGUUUGAUGGGUGUCAAUUGUUUUGCAAGAAGUUCGUGGAGAAUUCGACCAAUGCUGGUGGUGGUAGUAGUAGUAAUGUGAAUCAGGGUGUGCAGCAAAAUGAGAUUAGUUAUGGUUAUGGAGUGAGUCCGGGGAUACUAGGUGGCGCGAAUAUGAAUGGGGUGCCUAUUUUGAUGGGGCAAGGCGUUGGAUUUGGAAUGAAUCCGUUGUUGGGAUUCAAUCCUUCAUUUGGAGGGAUUGGUUCUGGUUAUGGUAUAAAUGGCAUUAGUCCGGUUGUUGUAGGAGGUUAUGGUUCGGACCCAGCUUUGCAAGGAUUAGGGACUUAUCCGGGUGCGCAGAUAUGGCAACCGUCUUAUGGAGGGUCAUCAGCUAUGGCAACGAUAACUACAGGUACAAAAGAGUCAUCUGGCGUUGGAUCAGUGACCUAUCCCUCGUCCCGGGGCCGUUAGAUGACAGUGGCUGGGGGUUAUGUGUGAGAGUGGAUGAAAUGGGCAUUCUGAUGCGUGCAUCGUCCCACACUGUUCACACAUUGAGAAUCGACUGGAAUUAGCCAAUAUGCGUAAAAACGCUCCAAGAAAGAUCAAAACCAGAGGUACAUGUGGUGUCUUAGAGUUUCUUCUUGCAACACCAAUGUCGCGUAUCCCACCUAAAAUGCUGAUAUGUACACAUUUGGUCGAGUAAUUCACAGCUGGAUUGAAUAUGAUAAGAUACGGUUUAGCUCACUACAACAUACAUUUGUCAUUGAGAGCAGAUUUGUUUAGGCUUUAUCUUUCUUCUAUACUUCAUCGCUGUUUCUUCGGUUUAGAUAUAUUCCUUUUAUUGCCUGUGCUAUAUGUUGUUGAUGGUACUUUUCUUUAAAUGCAGACUGUUAAAUUGCACACCAA
This is a messenger RNA of Capsicum annuum, 1847 nucleotides long. RefSeq names its product UBP1-associated protein 2A. NCBI's taxonomy places the organism in Eukaryota, Viridiplantae, Streptophyta, Magnoliopsida, Solanales, Solanaceae. The transcript is spliced from 2 exons. Gene Ontology annotation, molecular function: RNA binding. The record is from RefSeq and is a predicted model, not a curated record. Bases 132 to 1412 code for a protein of 426 amino acids.